GUAGAACUAAUUUCUCAAAUAAUCGAUCCUCAUAUUUCAAAAAAGAUUGAAGAAUAUGUUAUAGAAGGAAUAUACAAUAUAAGGGAAAUGAAGCACCUCCUUCGUUUGACAGUAAAAGAUACUUUUGGAAAUGAAAAUCUUCCUCCUUCGAAUAGCAGAAGAUUCUAUCCCAACACUGCAAUCAUAAGAUCACAUAUAGUAAAAAUUAAAAACAAGUUACGGCAUUCCAUGAUUGACCAAGAAUGUCUUUUGAUAAAAUGUGAAGAAUGGAAAAAAUGUGGUCCGUCUGUCAAAGUGUUUCUUAGACCAAACUGUAGUGGCGAAGAUGGUGGUGAUAAAUGUUCAUUUUUAUUUGUUUAUCAGUCACAGUGGCAACAACACCUUCUCAUGCGCUAUGGAACUCUCUUCCUCUCUUCUUUUUAACUGUAAAAACUAGUUUUGACUACCAAAUAGUAGCCAGUUUUGUUAUUGAAUGUGAAACAAAACAAGCCAUCACAGAAGCGCUUCACAUAAUAAAAGAUUGGAACCCAUCCUUUCAACCUUCCUUUUGCAUGACUGAUUAUUGUACUGAAGAAAUGGAUUCAUUAGAAGCUGUUUUUCCAGGUUGCCGUGUUCUUAUAUGUGAUUUCCAUAGAGAGCAGGCAUGGCAUCGCUGGAUUGUCAAAAAAACAAACAACUGCUCAGAAUUUAAAGACUCAAUAAUUUCAAUGCUACGAAAUAUUGCAUGGGCACAAAAUGAAAAGAUGGCAGAUGCAGCAAUAGUUAAGCUAAAAUGUUCCAACUUUUGGUUGGACAACAAAUUUCAUAAAUUUAAGAAAUAUAUUACUAAUUAUUGGUUACAAAUUAAAGAAAAAUGGAUAUGGGGGUAUCGUAAGGAUCGAUUUUUAGUAAACCUUAAUACCAACAAUGGAAUUGAAAGGCAACAUGAAUCUUUUAAAUAUUCUUAUCUUCAAAGACAUAAAAGUUCAUUAAUUACUGGAAUGCUUACUCUUUUAAUAGAAGAGUUUUUUGCAGAUAAAUUUGAGAAAUAUUCAGAAUCUAAUUACAAAAUGGAUUGUCGAUUUAAACAAUACAAUUCUAAUGUACCUGAAUACUUGAUAAAUAGGCCACACCAUUUUAUUAAGCAUUGUUUAGCGAAGCAAAAUUUGGCUAACAACACUGAUCUAAAUAAAGUGCAAAUGAAAGAUCCUGGAGUAUUUGUAGUCAAUAGCUUUUCUAUUGCAAACAAAAAUUACCUUGUUAACUUUGGCGAUGAGAAGAACAUGCCAAAAUGUUCAUGUAAUGAUUGGUUUAAAUCUUCCUAUCUAUGCAAACACUUUUUUAUAAUUUUUAGAAAGUACCCACUAACAUGGGGAUGGGAGUCUAUAUCGUCUUUAUAUAGAAGUUCUCCAUUUUUAAAUAUUGACACAUUCACUAAUGAUUUUGUAUUAAGUAAAUCAAAUAUAAUCAAGUGUAACCAUGUGAAUCAUAAUAGUUUCAACUUAAUUAAUGACACUAUUUGCAGUACAACAACGAUAAAUCCAUACAAAGAUAGUACAAGAAAAAGAAGUUCUACAGCCUCUGAAGUCCGCGAAAUGCUAGCAACCAUAAAAAAUUUAACAUUUGAUUUUGAUGAAUCAUCAGAAGAACUAUCUGAUCUACAUGAAACACUUUCAAAUGUACUUAAAAAGCUUUAUCAAGCAAGAAAAAAAGAGAAAGGUCUACCAUUAAGCUCAGGUUAUGGUAUGCAUGAUUAUGUACACAAAAAACAAAAAAAUAUAGUUGAUUUACCUGUUGUUAAAAAAAAAUUGUAUUCCAAUCGUGUGGGUGAAAAAAAAGAAAAGUUGAUGGUAGCCUCUAUAAUAAAAAUUGAAAGUAAUUUUUAUGAAGCACCAGUGCAGGAAUCAAUUAUUACUGAAGAUCAAAUAACUGGUGAAGAAACUUUUCAAACAAAUUCUUUUACAAAUAAUUAUUUAGGAAAAUCAGUUUUAUUUGAAAGAAAUUAUUCUUUACUUUCACAAGAAGAUUUUGAAGACAUUUCGAAAAAUCGAAUGUUAUCUGAUACAGUUAUUAAAUGUUUUCAAGAUAUGUUAAAGAAAGCUAACCCUUAUGCAAAUGGACUUCAAGAUCCCAUAUUGGGACAAUUAUUAAAGUUUGAUGUUAUUGGUUCUUUACCAUUUAUACAAAUUAUAUAUAAUGGGGAUUACCAUUGGCUUGCCAUCAGUACAUAUGGUUGUUCAUAUGGUGAAAUAAAUGUGCUUGAUAGUAACUUUCAUGGGUGUUUAAGCCUUGAAACACAAAAACAAAUAUGUGCCCUUUUAAAGUACAAAAAAGAUGAGAUUACAGUAAAAGUGCUUUCAGUACAGCAACAAGAUGGUGGUAUUGAUUGUGGUUUGUUUUCAAUAGCCUUUAUUGAAUUUAUUUUAUCACAAAACAGGUAUCCUAUAGAAGAUAUUUGGUUUGAUCAAACAAAGUUAAGAAAUCAUGCCCUUUCCUGUUUAAUAAAUAAUUUAAUAACUCCUUUUCCACUUACAAAUAGUGCAAGCCGUAGAUGCUCUCCAAAGGAAUUUAAAUUAAAACUGUACUGUUCUUGCAGGAUGAUUUGGAUUCCAUCAGAUAGAACAAUAUGUGGAAGGUUUUGUAUUGCAUGUUUUAUGUUUGUUAUGGAGUGUACAUAUAAUGCCUGGCUAGUAAGUGACCGGGUCCCUGGCCCCGGCUAAAAACAGAGGUUUUUGCAAACCCGGCCCCGGCUAAACAAACAAUAUUUGCAGGGGUUACUAGCCGGGGCUAACAAAAAAAAAUCAACUAUUUUUUAGUAUUUAUCAAUUUCUUUACAUUUAAAUACUUCACGGCUGUUUCACUCAAUAUAAAAGCGAGCCUGACGUCACGAGUUUAUCAAAAAAAAAAAAGUAUU
Molecule: messenger RNA, 2893 nt
Organism: Hydra vulgaris (swiftwater hydra)
Lineage: Eukaryota; Metazoa; Cnidaria; Hydrozoa; Anthoathecata; Hydridae
Source: RefSeq, a predicted model, not a curated record